GCGGGCACACAGCCGGGACCCGGCGGCAGGGGCGCGAGCACACGGAGGCCUGCCGAGAGGUGCCCCGGGUGGCCACAUCAUGGAAUCGGGCGGCCACAUUAUGGACUCGGGCGCCGAAGAGUACGAGCUCAAUGGCGAGCUGCACCCAGGCUCGCCCCGCUCCCCUGAGGCCUCGCCUUCCCGCUGGGGCUUGAGGAACCGGCUCCUCAAUGUGAACCAUUACGCCAACAAGAAGAGUGCAGCCGAGAGCAUGCUGGAUGUUGCGCUGCUGAUGGCCAAUGCGUCCCAGCUGAAGGCCGUGGUGGAGCAGGGCCCUGCCUUUGACUUCUUUGUGCCCCUAGUGGUCCUCAUCUCCAUUUCCCUGGUGCUGCAGAUCUGCGUGGGUGUACUGCUCAUCUUCCUCGUCAAGUAUGAUCUUAACAACCCAGACAAGCAUGCCAAGCUGGACUUCCUGAACAACCUAGCCACGGGCCUGGUAUUCAUCAUUGUGGUGGUCAACAUCUUUAUCACAGCCUUUGGGGUCCAAAAGCCCAUGAUAGAUAUGGCACCCCAGCAAUAGAGAAUCCAGAACCUUGAAUGCCAUCUGUCCCGCAGCCCAGCCCCCAGAAACUUCGAGUCCUGAAGUUACUCCAGCUCCAUGUGUAGUACUCCCAUUGGGCCAAAGCCCAAGCUGGCCUUUGCUGGGCCAUGUCCUGAGACACGCGCUGAUUGUGACUGACCAUGGGAGGCCCUACCCUGUGUGUGGGGGGCUGAAUGUGAGCCCAGAAGGUCAGAACUGGACAGACCCAGAGACUAGUAUCCAGAAAUGGUCACAUCCCACCAAAGGACACACAUCUGAUCUGCAUGGGCCAGAUCAGGGGUCUGCUUUGGCCUCUGUCUCAGGAUAUUCCAGAAGGACUAGAACUUGGCCCUCCCUUUGCCAAAGCACCAGCAUCCCCAUGUCCCGUGAGGCCUGCCCAGGCCACCCUGGUGACUGCUGCACUGCUUCUGCCACUUUCUAACCCAGGGACACUGGACAGCCAGCAUUGACCAUCAGCCUCUGGCUCCCUCUUCAGUACCUGGGCUUGGUGGUCACCAAGAAGCAGCCUCAGACCCUACCCACACCCUCCACCAGCAGUGAUCAGGCAGAGCCCCAGUCCCCCUCCUAGGGGUCCAGGCCUCUACUUUUCUAAUCAGGAAUGACAAUAAAGCUCAUAUGCCUCCCUGCA
Molecule: messenger RNA, 1208 nt
Organism: Dipodomys ordii (Ord's kangaroo rat)
Lineage: Eukaryota; Metazoa; Chordata; Mammalia; Rodentia; Heteromyidae
Gene: Ninj1
Product: ninjurin 1
Exons: 4
Coding region: 80-559 (159 amino acids)
Biological process (GO): tissue regeneration; cell adhesion
Cellular component (GO): membrane
Source: RefSeq, a predicted model, not a curated record